AUGACCUUAUUCAUUAGACAUAUAGAAGAAAACUUUACCAUUGCUCAGAUCUAUGUCGAUGACAUCAUUUUUGGGUCUCCUCUAGAGUCUUUAGCGAUUGAGUUUGCUGAGUGUCUGCAGAGAGAGUUUGAGAUGAGUAUGGUUGGGGAGUUGAGCUACAUUUUAGGACUUCAGGUACGUCAGACAGAGGAUGGACUGUUUAUCUCACAGUCUAAGUAUGCUAGGGAUUUGGUUAAGAGAUUUGGGUUAGAUAGUAAGAAACGUACUAGGACACCGAUGAGUACUAGCUUGAAGUUAGGUCGUGAUCCUUCUGGCAAGAGUGUAGAUCCUUCCCUAUAUCGUAGCAUGAUAGGUAGUCUUCUCUAUCUUACAGCUACUAGGCCCGACAUUGCUUUUAGUGUAGGAGUGUGUGCUCGUUUUCAGGCAGAUCCAAAAGAGUCACACCUAAGGAUUUUCUAUUCUAGGAGUUCCAAUCUUGACUUGGCUAGAUACUUCGACGUCGAUUGGGCUGGAAAUGCAGAUGAUAGGAAAAGUACGACCGGGGGUUGUUUUUACAUGGGUAGCAAUCUCGUAGCUUGGCUAAGUAAGAAACAAAACUCAAUAUCCUUAUCCAUGGCAGAGGCCGAAUACAUAGCUGCAGGGAGUUGCUGUACUCAGCUUCUUUAG
Messenger RNA from Olea europaea var. sylvestris, 666 nucleotides. RefSeq lists its product as uncharacterized. Bases 1 to 666 code for a protein of 221 amino acids. The record is from RefSeq and is a predicted model, not a curated record. The transcript is spliced from 2 exons. Lineage: Eukaryota; Viridiplantae; Streptophyta; Magnoliopsida; Lamiales; Oleaceae.